Molecule: messenger RNA, 1339 nt
Organism: Camellia sinensis
Lineage: Eukaryota; Viridiplantae; Streptophyta; Magnoliopsida; Ericales; Theaceae
Source: RefSeq, a predicted model, not a curated record
UUAGACCUGACGUUUCACAUAUUUUUGUAAAACUAAAAUUUUAAAAUAUUUCCAGUGUCGGUCCGUCUGUCAGUAAUUCAUUCAAUCAAUUCAUAAAUGAACGAAUGUCGGAGCAACAAACACUGAACUCUCGCGCCCUAUAAAACUAAAUAACUCCACGACUCAUCACCCACUUUUGGUCUUCGAUUCUCCAAUUUUACGAACAAAGAGAGAAUGGGAGGCUGUGCGACGAAGCCGAAAGAGUUGAAGAACGAGGCUCCGCCGCCGGAACCGGCACCGGCAAAGGAAGAAGCUGGCGGCACGGUGUCGGAGACAAAGGAGGUGGUGGUUGCAGAGGAAGUGAAGACAGUCGAAGGCGACACUGUUUUCUGCAAACACAAGGAGAUUGUUGAUGAUGACGACUCCCUUGACGAUCAUCCUAACAAGCGCCGAUCUCUCAGUAACUUGUUCAAGGAGAAUGAAGGGAAGGACUCAACUGAAUCUGAUUCAGCAAAACAAGACGAACCAUUGGUAAAUCUAAAACCUACUGACAUUCCUGAAACAAAGCCUCAUGAAUCUGGAAAAACUGAAACUCCAGUUGAGCAGAUGCCAAGGGAAUUAGUUGUUGAAGUUCCUGUGGGGGCCAAAGCAGAGAAAGCAGUUGAGGUUGCACCAACUACCGGAACCUUGGCCGAGAAAGCAAUUGAGUCUCCAGCGGUUUUAGAGAUGAAAAAACCAGAGGAAAAGAAAAUAGUGGAAGUGAAACCAGAUGCAGAGACUCAAAAUCCUGAAACACCGAUGGAAAAGAUAGUAGUAGAAGAAAAACCAGCUACAGUGACUGAAAAACCUGAAAUCACCAAGGAGAAAGAGACAAAGGCAGAUAACUGAAUUGUUACUGAGAGCAUCAUGAAUGUGGUAGAGGAGGAUUUGGUGAUAUACAACAGGAAGAACUAGCAUUUAUGUGUCUUGUAGUGGAAGCAAGCAGGCGAGUAGUGUUUGCAGAAGACAAGUGGUCUGAGUGUGUUGGUAUAUGGUUAUUGGAUGUCAGAAAAGACUGGUUGUUAUUGUUCAGUAAAUUUUAUUUCUAUUUUUCAUUGAGUUUUCCUAUUCCCACCCUUCUAUUUUUGCUUUUGGACCUAUCCAUUUGUUAGUCUAAAUAAAUUGAUGUUUGUAGAUUGUAUUGCCUGUUUUACAUGCAAAAUGUGUUUUUGAGUUUGACUUGUAUUUGAGUUGAGACUGUAGCAUCAAUUCCUAUUGGGUUGAAGCAAGAAAGAUAUAAAAUAGUCUUACAUCCCAAUGGGUGAAAUUUAUGCUACAUCGAGUCCGAGAUAUUUUAUGAAAGUGCGAAAUUUGAGGUUAA